Sipha flava (yellow sugarcane aphid) is the source of this 716-nucleotide messenger RNA. RefSeq names its product myosuppressin (gene Ms). The record is from RefSeq and is a predicted model, not a curated record. NCBI's taxonomy places the organism in Eukaryota, Metazoa, Arthropoda, Insecta, Hemiptera, Aphididae.
AAAAUGACUACAUAUUUAACAAUAAUGAUGAGCAUACAGCUGUUACUGGUCGUAAACAUGUACGAUUGUCGGAUAAACAACCUACCUACUCGGUGUAUGCCAGGGCUGCUUGAAGACGCUCCACCUAAAGUGCGAGAAGCAUGUUUGACUUUAUCUACGAUUCGCACUCUUUCGAAUGCUAUUGAAACAUUUAUUCAAGAUAAACAAUUUCCUAUGCCUAUGCCUUAUACUAGAAUGUCCGAUGGAUUGGUUGAUACAGCAAUGCAAAAUGAUAAACGUCAAGACUUGGAUCAUGUAUUUCUUAGAUUUGGCCGCAGAAGACGUUAAAUAUGCAUCUCUUAAAAUAUACUUAAGAUAACUUCCUUCUUCUUCUCUUAGAUCCUAAAAACUUUAUUAUAUUUGUGUGUCAUAUAUAAUAAAAAAUAUUUAGUAAUUGCUAAUUAAAAAACGUAGAAUACUAUCUACACUAUAAAAAUGAGAUACUACUUUAAGGUAAACAUCUCCAUAAUUUGUUUAUAUUUAUUUAUUAUUCGCAUAACUUUUUUUUUAGUAGGAUACCCAGCUAUUUAGAAUUUUAGUGUCAGUAAGAUCAAAAUUCUUGCGAACACACUUUUUAAGACUUAAUUUAUUUUUAUUUUUAAUUUAUUAUUUGUUUACCUACCUCGUUAGGAUUGAAUAUCUGCUCAUAUUUACUUAAAAUAACAUACUAGUCUGCU